Drosophila bipectinata is the source of this 995-nucleotide messenger RNA. Its product is annotated as MORN repeat-containing protein 5. NCBI's taxonomy places the organism in Eukaryota, Metazoa, Arthropoda, Insecta, Diptera, Drosophilidae. The record is from RefSeq and is a predicted model, not a curated record.
UUAUUUCGGAUCGGAAACCACCUCAUUUGAGAAGAUGCACCACCUAAAGAAUAUUAGAAAUAGCGCCAAACAAUACGACGACUCCUUACUGACCGGAUCACGAUUCACUGGCAAUUGCAACGACCUGGGCAUGCAGGACUUUGGAACGUACGUCUACCCUGAUGGCACUCGCUACUCGGGGUACUUUCUCAACAAUCGAUUCCAUGGAAAGGGCACCAUCCAGAUGCCUGAUUCUGCUGGCAUCACCUUUGCCGUAGUCCACAAUAAUGGUCGCCUCGAGAAGAUUGAGAAGAUGAACUUCAACGACUGCCUGCCGGUGGAAUUCGACGUGAGGGGUAGCAACAUAACCUUUAAGCGGUGGAACUACUGCUCGAGUAAGGAUCGUCGGUUCUACAGGGAAACUCUCACCCCCAUGGAGGGGGUGGGGCCCAACAAGUUCCAAACCGCGAACGGACCCCAAGCACCUAACCUGCCGCGAAAUGUCUUUGAUCUGGGCUUCGGUCUCCUGACCCAACAUGGCUUUGUCCUGGACAACAAGGACUUCGGCCAUCACGUUUUGUAUGGAGGAUCCAGCUCCAAGGAUAAGAGCUUCUAUCUGGGAUGUCGAGAGGCCCGCCGUUGGAUCCGGGAGAACUGUGCCCACGGGCAACUAUGGAACCGGCACAUCAAGCAGAAGAUCAUCUCCUACUUCACACGCCACAUCAUACAAAACAACAUCGAGAACUCUGGCUGCUCCAAGCUGAACGACAUACCCAAGGGUAAGAUGUGCCGGCGAUCGAACAGCGCUGAUAGUCUGGUGUCCGAGAACGCCAAGAUGGCCCGCCUCCAUGUGGCCACCGACUCGAUAAGCUGCUCCUCCGAAGUCCAUCCCAUGAAGGAGACGAGGUACGAUUGUGGCUGCAGCAAGAAGCCCGAAGAGCUGCCCUGGAGGCGCUCCUUGAGCGAGAGUGACGUAUGCCGCAUCAACUGAAGAGGUCCUGUCAGUUUAAAUUCUU